Messenger RNA from Cicer arietinum (chickpea), 631 nucleotides. Lineage: Eukaryota; Viridiplantae; Streptophyta; Magnoliopsida; Fabales; Fabaceae. The record is from RefSeq and is a predicted model, not a curated record.
GCUCCUCUUCAUCAAUUUCAAGGAAACAAAAGGCAAGAUCAAUAACCUAGCUACAAGAUCUUUAUACACAAAGUUGAUCAAAAACUCAUAAUCAUGCUAGAAAUGAAGAAUCCAGAGUUAGACAUUUCAACAAUAUUGCCAGAAACAGAUAUUCAAGAUGCAUGCGUUAUAGUUUCAUCCAAAGAAACUGAGAGUAACAUAGAACUGGUUGAUAAUCAAAAAAUUAAAAAGGGCAUCAAGAGAGGAAGAGGAAGACCACCAAAAAAACAAUUCUCUUCACGCUCAAACAAACAAAAACCUCCCAAUCCUGAAUGGAUUGGAAGGUGGAUCAGACGUCAAAAAACACGAAGAAGUGGAAGAUCUGAUACAUUCUUCAUUCAUAAGACGAUACCCAAUCUAACUUGUCGAUCUAAAAAAGAGGUGGAGAGAUUUGAAAAGGAUGGAACUCGUCCAGGGAAGAAUGCAAAUAAAAGAGGAAAUGAAAAAUAGACCAAGGUUAAUAAUCAAAUAGAAGGUUGAUUCAACUAUGAGUCUUCAGAAAUGAAAUUGCAUUUAGAUUGAUUUAUUAUCCAAUAUUUCUGAAUGUACAAUUACUAAGAUUUUGUAUAUGUCACUAUGUUUCUUCCCUACU